AUUUUAAGAAUUCUUACUGAAGCACUACGCCAAUUGAAUGGAUUCGUCUUUGAGGGCUUCGAAAAUAUGUUGAAACUUGCUCGUGGUAGCUCCAACUUUUCCGUUUCAAGUAUUGAAUACGAUUGUCCACCAAGACCAAAGAGAGAGGCACAAAAAAGAAAGGGUGUCCGUUUCGACGAUGAGUUACACGUCGUUGAUGUAGAAUCAAAUACAAUGUCUACUUCCACAUUUUUGCGGCAGCAAGGCUUGGCGUGGAAUUCGUUAGCCAGAGCAUUUGGUUGUGAAGAAGAGUUAGGAAAAGAUGAUGCAACUGUGAUGAAUGAAUUAUUGAAUCUAUGCAAUUUUUGGUCUGAGACCGAGCCUAUAUUCAGAGGGCCUAAUGACGAGAGUGAUGACGAAGAUGACAGUGAUGAUGAUCUGGAGUCCUUCGAGCAUCAUAUCGCUAUGUUGGCUUCUUCCAGUAAUCCGAAGUUUUCAGCUACGUGCAGCUCCUCGAGUUCCGGUGUUAGCAGUCUCCGGUUGAACAGUCUCCUUCGCUUAAGUAACCAGUCCUGUCGGUCUUCCGUGAACUCAAGUGAAACACUAAGUUGUUUGUCGAAGUCUCCCUUCUCCUUCAUGACCUCUCCAGUACCCAAAGAGUCUAUACGCACCCAAAUCAGGCCUUCAACUUCAGAGGCGUUGGAAAAAGCCUUCAAAGGAAUAGUGGACGAUGAUAAUGAAGUUAGCCAAGACUCCGUGCUUUCUUCCAAAGCUUCUUCAGAUGAUUUCUGGUCACAAGUAGAGUUUUAA
Molecule: messenger RNA, 789 nt
Organism: Haemonchus placei
Lineage: Eukaryota; Metazoa; Nematoda; Chromadorea; Rhabditida; Trichostrongylidae
Source: the annotation of a GenBank genome assembly